This is a messenger RNA of Populus nigra (black poplar), 3869 nucleotides long. RefSeq names its product protein CROWDED NUCLEI 4. The record is from RefSeq and is a predicted model, not a curated record. Lineage: Eukaryota; Viridiplantae; Streptophyta; Magnoliopsida; Malpighiales; Salicaceae. Gene Ontology annotation, cellular component: nucleus. Bases 163 to 3294 code for a protein of 1043 amino acids. The transcript is spliced from 8 exons. Gene Ontology annotation, biological process: nucleus organization.
AUUCCACGACUCGCCAACUCAGUCUCCACUUUGCUCUGGAGUGGUGAACUAAAAAGUAAAGAAAAGAAAGGUAGACCCACGCGAACUCGGUGACUCAAUCACUCUACACUUUUUCAGGAUCUGAAUUCUAGGGUUCCUUGAGUUAGUAAUCGGACUCAGGAGAUGACGAGUCCGAUCACGCCAAGCAAUGGCAGUGGUAGGGCUUUAUCGUUAACGUCAAGUGCUAGAGGUUUGAAGACUCCUUUAACUGACGAGAAGAUCUGGAAACGACUUAAAGAGGCUGGAUUUGAUGAAGAAUCCGUUAAAAGAAGAGAUAAGGCUGCUCUUAUUGCCUAUAUUGCAAAUCUUGAAGCCGAGAUGUUUGACCUUCAAUACCAUAUGGGGCUUCUCAUAUUGGAAAAAAAAGAGUGGACUUCGAAAUAUGAUCAAAUGAAAUCGUCUGCCGAAACAGCUGAUUUAAUGCGUAGGCGUGAUCAAGCUUCACAUUUAUCUGCCUUAGCUGAGGCGAGGAAACGAGAAGAAAGUUUGAAGAAGGCUUUAGGAGUUGAGAAAGAGUGUAUAUCAAGUAUGGAGAAAGCAUUGCAUGAGAUGCGUGCAGAAUCUGCUGAAACCAAGGUUGCAGCUGACUCUAAGUUGUCUGAAGCCCGUGAUAUGGUACAAGAUGCCCAGAAAAAGUUUUUAGAUGCUGAGGCAAAACUGCAUGCUGCUGAAGCUUUACAAGCAGAAGCUAGCCGGUAUCAUCGAGCUGCAGAAAGAAAGCUCCAGGAAGUUGAGGCACGUGAAGCUGAUCUUAGCAGGCGAAUGACAGCUUUCAAAACUGAUUGUGAUGCAAAAGAGAAGGAGAUUGGUCUUGAGAGACAAUCUUUGAGUGAAAGACGGAAGGUUUUGCAGCAGGAACAGGAAAGUUUACUUGAUGGACAAGCUUUGCUGAACCAGAGGGAGGAUUAUGUUGCCAACAAAUCUCAAGAGCUAAAUCAACUUGAAAAAGUGCUGGAAGUCUCAAAAGAAAAUAUUGAGAAGGAACUUAGAGCCCUAAAUGAUGAGAAAUCCAAGCUGGAGCUGACCAUAGCUUCCUUGUCUCAAAGAGAGGAGGCUGUUAUUGAGAGAGAAGCUCAACUAAGCAAGAGAGAACAAGAGCUACUUGUUUUCCAGGAAAAGCUUGCCAGCAAGGAAUCGGUUGAAAUUCAAAAAGUUACUGCCAGUCAUGAGAAUGUUUUGAGAACAAAGAAUUCAGAAUUUGAAGCAGAGCUGGACAAGAAACGCAAAUUGGUGGAAGAUGAAAUUGAAGCCAAGAGACGGGCUUGGGAACUGAGAGAGGUUGAUCUUAAACAGAGGGAGGACCUAGUGCUAGAAAAGGAACAUGACUUGGAGGUUCAAUUAAGAGCCUUGGUAGAUAGGGAAAAGGAUGUGACAGACAAGAUCAACUUUCUUGAUGAUAAAGAAAGAAGUUUGAAUGUUGUUGAGAAGGAUAUUGAAUUGAGAAGAACUCUUCUGCUGCAAGAAAGAGAAGAGAUUAACAAAACAAAGCUAGAUCUUCAGAAGUCAUUGGACUCUUUGGAAGACAAAAGGAAACAAGUUGAUUGUGCAAAGGAGAAACUACAGACCAUGACAAGUGAAACAAAUGAAUAUGCAGCUUUAGAGAUGAAACUGAAAGAAGAAGUUGACACUCUUAGGGCUCAAAAACUAGAACUUGUGGCUGAGGAAGACAGACUGAAAAAUGAGAAGGGCAAAUUUGAAACUGAGUGGGAGUUGAUUGAUGAAAAAAGAGAAGAGCUAAGGCAGGAAGCCGAACGUGUAGCUGAGGAGAGAGAAGCUGUUUCCAGGUUGCUCAAAGAAGAGCGUGAUAGCCUUAGACUAGAGAAGAAAGAAAUACGAGAUCAACAUAAGAAAGAUGUUGAGUCUCUUAAUCACGAGCGUGAAGAUUUCAUGAAUAAAAUGGAACAAGAGCGCUCUGAAUGGUUCAACAGGAUUCAGAAGGAACAUUCGGACUUCUUGUUGGGCAUUGAGAUGCAGAAGAGGGAACUAGAGAGCAGUAUUGAUAAAAGGCGUGAAGAGAUAGAAAGCUAUUUAAGGGAUAAAGAGAAAGCCUUUGAGCUAGAAAAGAAAAGUGAGCUUCAACAUAUUGCUUCUCUUAGAGAAAAAGCAGAAAAAGAGUUGGAACAAGUUACUUUAGAAAUGAAGAAACUUGAUGCUGAGAGAAUGGAGAUAAAUUUGGACCGUGAGCGAAGGGAUGGGGAAUGGGCAAUGCUGAAUAAGUCCAUUGAGGAACUCAAGGGUCAGACACAGAAAUUAGAGAAACAAAGGCAACUGUUACGUGGAGAGAGAGAAGAGAUUUAUGUUCAGAUUGAGCAACUAAAAAAAUUGGAUAAUUUGAAACUUGCCUUGGAUGAUAUGGAAAUGGAAGAGAUGCAACUUUCCAAUAUGGAGUCUAGCCGCCAGAAAAUAUCUACAAUAAGACGAUUGAAGCAACAAACUACUGUACAAGAUACUGAUUUGGCUUCAUAUGGAAAAGUAGAUGCUGCCAGCAAUGUAGGUGGACUCAACUCUCCUACACCAAAAACAAGUGUUGCUUCCCCACCCAACUCUGCUCGUUUUUCUUGGAUAAAGCGUUGCACUGAAUUGGUCUUCAAAAAUUCCCCUGAGAAGCCCUUGUCAAAGAGCGAGGAGUCUGGGAUGUCUGGCCACGAAGAUACAAGUUUGACAGCUGGAAAACUGGAUUCUUCCAAUGGAUACUGUGGGAAAAAGCUCAAGUCGGUACAAAGUUUUGACAAGAGUCAACCUAUUAGAUAUGCUUAUGGUGAGCCAAAAGUGAUACUUGAAGUGCCUCCUAAAGGAGAUAUUUCUAAGGAAUCAUGCGGUGUUGAAUAUGAUAUCAUGGAAGUUGCAAAUGAAAGGCUCACAUUCCCAAUUUCUGAUCUAGCCCCACAGGCUGAAAGGAAACGACGUGUUGACAAUUCAUCUUUAGAUAAUUCUGUUGAUUCUCAGCAUGGGAAAGGUCAGAGCAAUAAGAGGAGGAGGCAAGAGGAAAUUGCCAGUGCAAUUUUACCUGAAGAUACUGUUAAUGACAGUGUAACUUCAACCCAGGAAGCUGUUUGUAAGGAUCAGCAUGCAGCUGAAGAAGCAGAUGUAGUAAUUAUGGACAAAAUCAUUAAAGUUUCUGAAGUGACUUGUGAAAUAACUAGCACAAACAGUUUUGCUCAUCAAGAAAUAUCAGUGCAGCUUCAAAGUUCUGAAAAGACAUCCCACCACAACACUGGUAAAGACAAGGAGGUUUCAGAAGUGUUAAAGGAGUAGUGUGUGGGAGAUGUUGGAAAUGGCUCCAAGUAAAGUCAGCAAUGCAGGAGCUGGUAGAUUUUGAACUCCAUGUCAGAAAGGGGGAGCUUAAACAGCAAGUCUUUUAGAUGUAGACGAUGCAGACAACACCCACAUUUUCUGGAAAAGAGUUAAAACUUAAAAUAGUGUUGCCUUGUAGAUGUGAAUAUAUGGUGUUUUUAAACAUGCUAAUAUGCUUCCAAGGUCUUGAAAACUUUAGUUUCUGAAAUGUUGUGCUUUUUGGUCAUUUUCACUGGACUUACCAUGACCUAUGCUGCCUUGUAAAGUGCAUAUCUUCAUGGAUAGAAAUCAAUUAACCGGAGCUGCAAGUCUAGAUCAAAGUCACCAACUCUGUUUUAGGCCAUGCAAUUGCUGGAAGUAGCGGAUUUGCAGGAAUGGUGAGGGGCAGGUCCAUUCAAGGCACGUUAACAGGGAUCCGAGCUUGCAGCAAAUUUAUAGUUAGAGGAAAGGUGUGUCGAUCAUUUGUGUGUAUAAACGUUGAAGGGGCGUGCCAUUUUAUUUUCUGAUUGGUGAUUAAACAAGAAAUUAGGUGUCUA